GAUAACUUCAUCCGUCAAAGAACCCGUCAUUCGAUCCGAACAAUUUCGCUCUCAGUACAUAUCAAAAUUCCAGCAGUGUAUAUGUAAAGAGCUAUGAAGUGUAAUGAAAGUCGGCUCUUGAUGCAUAUUUUGUUGGUAAUUUUCUUCGGUUUUCAACUGCUCAUCACGUCUAGAUUGGAGUCAUCCAACGAGGAAACCGUAAUAGAAGACUGCCACACGCAUAAAUUGUGUCGAGUGUUUGAACCAGGUUGUUUUGCAGAUUUUUUCAUAUGUCGUUCAUGUGGUCAUGACGUUAGUUUGUCGAAUUUCCUGCUAGAUAAGCACAGUCCGCUUGCCAUUGGGACCAGCAAUCAGACGCUUGCUGCCGGUAAACAGCUCGCAAUACAGGAAGUUCAGAAUACCCUCGGGAUACGCUUCAAGAUAAUCGUCGUCCAGAAAGCUUACUGCGCGAAAGUUGAAUCGUGGAGCACAUUACACUCUUGGUUUCCGGGAUAUGCAUGGAAACUUUGUGUUUGUCCAAAGUGCCGCACUCAUCUAGGGUGGAUGUUUGAGCCGACGGAAUCGGCAACAUCUGAACGUUACUUUCCUUCUGAGAACGGUUUCUACGCCCUUAUCUAUAGCAAUAUAAUUUCUGAAGGAUACGUGAAUUCUCUGCUGAUGCGUGAAAAAGUUUUACGAGAAAACUAGGUACGAUAUUCACUGGAAACCCGCCUUUAAAUAUGGUUGACCCAAAAAGACACAUUAACAUCCUUUCGGAGGAGGAUCAGCUGUUUAUCAACGAGUGCGAGGAGGAGUUUGAGUUUCGUUUCACCGAAGACGAUGCCGAGUUU
Messenger RNA from Toxorhynchites rutilus septentrionalis, 830 nucleotides. Its product is annotated as protein cereblon-like. The transcript has 4 exons. The record is from RefSeq and is a predicted model, not a curated record. Bases 94 to 687 code for a protein of 197 amino acids. Lineage: Eukaryota; Metazoa; Arthropoda; Insecta; Diptera; Culicidae.